This is a messenger RNA of Schistosoma mattheei, 3120 nucleotides long. The record is from the annotation of a GenBank genome assembly. NCBI's taxonomy places the organism in Eukaryota, Metazoa, Platyhelminthes, Trematoda, Strigeidida, Schistosomatidae.
UUUGUCACCGUUUUACUUUAUUCAAAAACAGACAUUUCAGAUUGUAGUGUUACUUCUUUCUGAUGUGCCAUUGAUGACUGUGCGUAUAGUUAUAUAUUGAAUAAGAUGUUCCACUAGGAUACACAACAGGUAUUAUCUGAAGAUAAAUAAUGAAACUGUGCAUUGGACGUUUCUCGGCUUGGCACUUAUUUCAAAGUUUUUUGCUACAUGUUAUUUUCUGGUGGACACUCAAGAUGGAGUCGGACAACGAUAUAAACAGCCACUAUAACAAUGUAUGUGAUUCAUUUGAUAGUAUGAAUUUAAAAGAAAAUCUUUUACGUGGAAUUUUUGCAUAUGGUUUUGAAAAACCUUCUGCAAUACAACAAAGAGCCAUAAUUCCGUCAAUUGAAGGACGCAAUGUUAUAGCUCAAGCUCAGUCGGGUACCGGGAAAACGGCCACAUUUAGUAUUGCCAUUUUACAACAAAUCUGCACGAAUGAUCCACGUUGUCAAGCUUUAGUACUGGUUCCAACUAGGGAAUUAGCGAAACAAAUUCAAAUGGUUGUUCUAGCACUUGGUGAUUAUAUGAAUAUUAGUUGUCAUGUUUGCAUCGGUGGUACACAAGUAUCAACUGAUAUCGAACAGUUAAAGUUAGGUCAACAAAUUGUAGUUGGUACACCUGGACGUGUUUUCGACAUGAUUAGUCGUGGUUAUUUACGUACAAAGACAAUUAAAUGUUUUGUAUUGGAUGAAGCGGAUGAAAUGCUUAGUUUAGGGUUUAAAGAUCAAAUUCAAGAUAUAUUUCGAUCACUUGAUCCAGCUGUUCAAAUUAUUUUAUUAUCAGCAACAAUUCCUGAUGAAGUAUUAGAAAUAUCAAAACAAUUUAUGCGUAAUCCAGUACGUAUUUUAUUAAAACAAGAAGAAUUAACAUUAGAUGGUAUACGUCAAUUUUAUGUUAAUGUUGAACAAGAAGAAUGGAAAUUAGAAACAUUAUGUGAUUUAUAUCAAUCAAUUACAAUAACACAAGCAGUAAUAUUUUGUAAUUCACGUAGAAAAGUUGAAUGGUUAACAAACGAAUUAAUUGAGCGUGAUUUUAUUGUAUCAGCAAUGCAUGGUGAAAUGGAACAAAUAGAACGUGAUAAUAUUAUGACAGCAUUUCGAAGUGGUUCAAGUCGUAUUUUAAUAUCUACUGAUCUAUUAUCACGUGGUAUUGAUGUACAACAAAUUUCAUUGGUAAUUAAUUUUGAUUUACCAACAAAUUUAGAAAGUUAUAUACAUCGUAUUGGUCGUGGAGGUCGUUUUGGUCGUAAAGGUGUUGCUAUCAAUUUUGUUACAUUAGCUGAUGAACGUUUAUUAAAAGAUUUAGAAAAAUUUUAUAGUACAAAAAUUAGUGAACUUCCAAUGGAUGUAGCUAAUUUAUUUUAGAAUUUAAAAAAAAAGAAGUAUAUCUUCAUAUUUGAUACAUACAAACCUACACACACACACACACAUGAAUAUAUGGUUGACAACCUUCAUUCAUUCAUUCGGAAAAGAACUUUCUUUUCUUUAUCAUAUACACAUAUCUAUUAUCGUUUUUAUUAAAGAACAGUUUAUUGAAUAUGUAUUUUCCCAAUUUGUUUUUCUCUUUUCUCCCUUCUUCUUCUUCUUCUUCUUCUUCCUCUUCUUCUUCCUCCUCUUCUUCUUCUUCUUCUUCUUCUGUAUUUCAGUUUUAUCUGUCAAAAAUGAUAAGUAAAAACUCAUCUUUAACUGAAUUAUGUAUUCUCUUUGUUCAUUCAUAAACUUGUUGGAAUAUAAAUGAACCUUAUUUGUUGUUGUUAGAUGAAUAGUGCUGGUGGGUGAUGGUCUAUACUCCUCCACGAGGAGUGACAGGUGUAAGUAAGUUUGUUGUUGUUGAUAAUUCACUGUUUCUUCUUUUCAAUACAGUAUUCAUGGAUCUUGUUCAUUGUUACUUCUAAUGAAUAGCAUGUUUAAUGUGUUCGUAUUGAAUUCUUCUCAUUACAUUUAAUUGGAUUGAUAUUAGACAAUAUUCAUUUAUUCCUUGACUUCUGAUUAGUAGUCAUCUUGUUCUUCUUCCUUUUAGAUCUUGUAUGUGAUGAAUUGUCUUUUUGUUGACGUUGUUGUUGAUGAUGAUGAGGAUUCACUGUUUCUUCUCUUCGAUACAAUGUUAAUAAAUCUUGUUCAUUAUUACUUCUAAUGAGUAGUAUGUUUAAUCUGUGUUCCCAUUUUGUUUCUUAUGAUUGGAUUGAUGUUAAACAAUGCUCAUUUAUUCCUUGACUUCUGAUUAAUAGUCACCUUGUUCUUUUUUUAUGAUCUCGUAUGUGUUGAAUCAUCGUCUUCUUCUUCUUUCUUUUCCCCCACUCAAUUAGUUCUGUAUAGAAAGCUUUCAUUUCUUUUUAUAUUUCUAUUCUUUAUUUAAAAAAAGAAGUAACUUUUAUUAUAGAAAUCAACAACACUGGUUGUGAUGGUUUAACUGCUGUAAACAGUAUAAUAUUGAUUCAUGAACAAAUAAGAAUAAAAAAGUACAUUGAUAAUUCAUCUGUUCCUACUGUGUUCACAAUUCGCGUAUUGCUAUGUAUUUUCUUCUUCCAAUUGUUGCUAAGAGCAUCAUUAGUACCCCUUUUUCUUGUCUUAUCUAAUAGUAUGAUAUUAUGAUUGGUAUCUAUCGAACUAUAUAUUCUGUUGUAUGUUGAAUUAAGGACUGAUUGUUUCAUCUAGUUCUUUGAAGACAAUGUGUGUGGGUGUGUGUGUGGUGUCUUUCAGAUGUCUACUUGUCAAUUGUUUCUGUUACGAGGGGAUAUCAUUGAAAUUUUAAAAAAAAAGGACUUGCUUUUUGUUUUUGUAAAUGUGAUUAUUCAUCAUUCUAUACACCUUUCUGUCUUACUUCUCUAUGGUUGGUUAUUUGGAUCGCACUCCUCUUUUUUUUGUGUUGUUUGUCAUCUUAAGCCUGUAUCAUCAUUAUUACUGAUAAUAUCAUUAAUAUUACUCUAUUUUAAUUGCAAUUAGUAACUCAUGGUCAAUAGUCUUCGAGUAUAAAUAUGAAAAGGUAGCCAUUUUAUUUAUGUAUGUACUAUUUUAGUAUUGGAUUUAAAUUGAUUCAUUCAUUAAUUACAUAUUCGUAGAUGGUAUUCGUCAUACGAACACU